AUGUCCAAAAUGUCAUUAGGCAGCCUGGAUGUGAUCUAUAUCACGAUGGAGUUUGUUAUUGGGAUAUUUGCAGUGGUGGGCAAUGCUUUGGUGAUCUGGGCAGUGAAGCUGAACCCAGCUCUUCAGAAGACCACCUUCUUUUACAUCGUUUCGCUGGCACUCACUGACAUUGCCAUGGGGAUCCUUGUCACGCCGCUGGCUGUUAUGGUGAGCCUGGGAGUCGUCAUCCAUUUCUACUCCUGCCUGCUCGUGUGCUGCCUGAUGAUGAUCCUUUCUCAUGCCUCGAUCCUGUCUCUCCUGGCCAUCGCAGUCGACAGGUACCUGCGAGUGAAGCUGCCGACCAGGUACAAGGCAGCCAUCACAAAGAAAAGGAUUUGUGUGAUUCUGGGACUCUGCUGGCUUGUGUCCAUGCUGGUGGGGCUGGUCCCCAUGCUGGGAUGGAACCGGCACACGGGCAGCUCUGCAGCUGGCUACAUCGAGUGUCACUAUCUGGCUGUGAUGAGAAUGGAUUACGUGGUGUAUUUCAGCUUCUUCACCUGGAUUCUCCUUCCCUUGCUCAUCAUGUGUGCCCUCUACACUGAGAUUUUCUACAUCAUGUGGAUAAAACUAAGCCUGAGCUCAGUGAGUCCUCCAGGAGGAGGAACAGUUUGUGGGAAGGAAUACAAAAUGGCCAAAUAUCUGGCCCUCAUCCUCCUCUUGUUUGCAGUGUCUUGGCUGCCUCUGGGCAUCCUGAACUGCAUUUUGUACUUCUGCCCCUCCUGCGCCAUCCCGCAGCCCCUGAUGUACCUGGGCAUCCUGCUGUCUCACGCCAACUCAGCCAUGAACCCUGUUGUCUAUGCCUUAAAAAUACAGAAGUUCAAAGAAACAUACAGUUUCAUUCUGAGGACUUACAUCCUGCUCCAGAAGUCGGAGUCGGUUAUUUCUAGCAUGGGGCACACAGCGGAGCAGCUGGGAGAGAGCACCAUCUGA
This is a messenger RNA of Pelecanus crispus (Dalmatian pelican), 969 nucleotides long. Its product is annotated as adenosine receptor A3. Gene Ontology annotation, molecular function: G protein-coupled adenosine receptor activity. Lineage: Eukaryota; Metazoa; Chordata; Aves; Pelecaniformes; Pelecanidae. The record is from RefSeq and is a predicted model, not a curated record. Gene Ontology annotation, biological process: G protein-coupled adenosine receptor signaling pathway. Gene Ontology annotation, cellular component: synapse; dendrite; plasma membrane.